Messenger RNA from Ogataea philodendri, 2220 nucleotides. RefSeq lists its product as uncharacterized. The transcript has a single exon. The record is from RefSeq and is a predicted model, not a curated record. Lineage: Eukaryota; Fungi; Ascomycota; Pichiomycetes; Pichiales; Pichiaceae. Bases 1 to 2220 code for a protein of 739 amino acids.
AUGUUAGGUAAUCUGUUGAGAAAAAAAGACGCGUUGUCUCAGGACAGCGUUUCGGAUCCCCAGAUCCCCCCGCCGGUCUAUUCCACCGCCAACGAUACCCAUUACAGCGGGUCCCAGUUGUAUGGUCCAGGGAACAAUGUCCCCACUGCGAAUUUUAGACUGUCGGAUAAAUCCAGUUUAUGUCGGCUAGUUUUGGUGCAGGAUUCGGGCAUCCGGUCCAAGCAGGUUCUGUUCGACUCUGCGCUGAGCGUUAGACCCGGAGUCGCCGAUACAAAUCCUCCGAUGUUUCUGAACAAGUCAUUCCAUCAUUCUGUUAGCGAGCUUUCUGCGUUGAUGUACGGGUAUUAUGGAAUUCUGCUGAACGAUACGGUUUCCACCACAAAACUGCACCAUCUGCCCCCGUUGUCGGCGAUGCCGGGAUCCAUGCUGAUCACAAGACUGUUUUCCCUGGACUCGUCCUUUGAGAUGUGUCACAACGACCAGUCAGACCCGGACUGGAGCCCCCUGCCCUGUGUUUAUACAGAAGACGUCCCGGUCAAAGACAUGACCACCACGAGGCUUGCGUUUGGUCUCGUGAUACCCAUCGGGAGAAGCUCCAACGCUCACGAAAUAAUCACCGAUCAUUGGCCACAGAUCUCGGGACAUCUCGAAACAGUGCAGAAAAUCAUCAUCUCGCGCUUAAAAGCAAUACAUUCUCUCCAACAACCACAAGAUUCAGUCAAACUCAGUUUCCCCACAGGAUGUCUUCAAAAAGAGCCCGAUCUCGUGCAUUGUCUGCACCAGUUUGUGCGCUCUCUAAUUUAUUUAAUAGAAACCCCAAGACUAUACAUUCCUUUGAGACACAGCGACUACACGUUAUCGAACUGGGCAAACACCGUGGCAACAUGGCUAGAACUGAAAGAUGGCCGUCAUCCAACAGUCACCACUUCUUCAUCGCCAACUUCACCUAUGCAACCAAACCCUUCCAUGGUUGGCUUCAAGUUCCUGGCUACUCUGUUGACAUUUGUGCUUCCGUACAGAAAAGAGAUUGUCAGCUGGCCUUCUUCAGACAACAAAACGGGUAUCAGGGUGGUCCUGGUGACAGGAAACCCUGUGAUAUCCCAGAAACUGAUUCUGAUCAUUGCUGGUAUUCUUGGCUAUGACGAGUACUUGGCUCCUCAGAAUCUGUCCAAAUCUGUUUCCGAGACCAGCGAAGUCCCGCAGCCAGCCACUGCGUCAAAACCUAUUCCUAUUCGAAAUCGAAGCUUCCAGGAAGACUCGAGCUCUGCGUCGACGUCUCCAGAGAUCACCAGCUCAGGUUCCACCAAGGGCUGGGAAAUCCCAACGAAAGCCACGCCCAUCAUCUCUGGCUCGCCCAAAUUCAUGGAAAUUGCCCGCCCUGAACGCCCGCCCAUGUCGCAAAUCCACAGAACCUCGUCGUACGCGUCGCUCCAGAACCUUUCCACGUCGUACGGCUCGCAAUCAACCACGGUGUCGUCCUCGUGGAGAAAUAGGUUCUACUUCGGUUCGUUCAUGGAGCGUUGGCGAGGUGGCUCCGAAAACCCGGAGUUGACACACUCGCCCGCCGCAGAGUACGAGGAGUACCCGUGGAAACCGCUGUCGUCGAGCCACAAGGUUUCAAAACUAUCUCGAAGUCUUGCUUCGCUGGACAUGGGCAACGAAAAACCGGUUUCAAGAAACACCCGACAGAUAUACGGCUCCGACGCCCACGUGAAGACGGUCAAGGCGAUCAUGUCCAGCACCGUGGAAGCAGAGUCUCCAGAGGAGAAAGUACUAGACGUGGCAUUGAAUCCGCAACAAUCGAUCAAACCAACACUAUUGCCAAUGAUGACCGGGUUCAUCGACCAGUACCGACGCGAAUUCUCGUUGCAGUCGUGUCCGACAAACUUCAAUCUGGAAGAGCAGAUCGCCAUGUCGAUGAAAGACGACUGCUUGAAAAUGGGGCCUGGGUCGUGUUGCAAAACGUUUGUGAUCAACUUGAAACAACGUGAAAUCAGGCUGGUGGAGACAAAAUACCAGCUUAACGAAGACUGCGACCAAGCGCAGUACCCAAGACCGCUGGUCACCAAACUGUUUUCUCCCUACAAGAGAGACUUACCGGAGAAGUUCUCUCAAAAAGUCGAAAGAUGCGAUACCAUUUUGAAUAAGAUAGCAUAUCUGGUAAAGGACCGCAACCAGAACGACCAGAUCCGCUCUUUGAUCAAAUCACUCAUUAAUUGA